UUUGGUCGCUUAGCAACAGUGCAAACUUUCACGAGCUUCUUGCAAUUAAACGGGUGCGCACAGGUGCAAGUGGCGUAAGACUGACUUUCUUGGUGUCUUUCGGUGUUCGCGAGUUUUUAAAUCGGUGAAAGCACCGAUUCUGCAAUGUCGACUGCUUCGCCAAAGAAAAGGGGCUCCACCAGCCGAAUCGCAUCGUCUCAAGGGAUACAAAACAAAGAAACGGCAUCACUGGUGGCCAGCGGCUCAGAGGGUCUUGGGGAAGGUAAAAGGGCCAAAUUUCCGAUCUGGCCCGAGUGGAGCGACGCGGAGGUCAACGCCGAGAAGUGGGAAGCCGCCAAGGGGUCCAAAGAUGGAAAAGCAGGGAAAAGCCCGUUUGUCCCGUUCUUCGAAGACCCCGAGGGGAAGAUUGAGCUGCCCCCAUCUCUGAAAGUUCACUCGUGGAAACGCCCUCUGGAAUACAUACUCGCGAAGGCUCCUGUUGUGGUGGAGAAUGAAACUGCCUUUGACCUUGUGUCAGCAAACGAGCAUCUGCUUGCAAGUGAGCUGUUAAGAUGGAUAAUCAGCGAAAUAUGCAUCGUUUGGACCACCUGUAACGGGAGCACCGCCAUGGAUAGGAGGGUUUCUCCUGAGCCACCCAGCCAGGGGUGGAGACCAUGGGAGCACAUCUACUCCCUAUGCAAAGUCGCCAAGGGCCACGUGCCCCUCUACAACGCCUAUGGGAAGUACGUGGUCAAGCUGUACUGGAUGGGCUGCUGGAGGAAGAUCACGGUGGACGACGCCCUGCCUUUCGACGAGCAGAACAACAUGCUUCUCCCUGCUACCACCGUCCAGGCAGAGCUGUGGCCCAUGCUGCUGGCUAAAGCCAUCAUUAAGCUCGCAAACACAGAUGUCGGCCUGCAUCGUUGGAGGGAGCUGGGAGACUUCACUGUCACGCACGCGCUCACUGGCUGGAUCCCCGAACUUAUCCCCCUACAGUCGCGGUACAUCGGUAAAGUUUGGGAUUUCCUGCGGGGAACGAUCCCGGAGUUCCAGCCCGCGGAGGAGGACGGCGGCGAGGAGAGGCCGUCGCCGAAAGACUCGGAAUCCCGGGCCGAGUCCCGAGGCCAGAACGAAAGCGCGAGCGAAUCGCCCAUGGCAACCAAAACCCCAGAGAGAACGCGAGAUUCAGCCAAGCGGAGGGGCAAAGACUUGGACAGAGACAGAAAAUCCUCCCUGGCCAACCGGCCUGCUUCCAUUCAGCCUGAUGCAGCGAACCUGCCGAACGAGGAAAGUAAGCAGCCGCUGGUCCCUCAGAUGAUAAUCUGUGCCAGCUAUCAGCCUCUACACCUCUCAGAAGAGAAGACUUCAGUCCUGGGUCAGAUGGCCGACUCCUCAGAGAAGCUACGUCGCUACGGCCUGUCCCAGUUACACAGCCACCCGGUCCUGCUGACCCGAACGCGGGCCUGUCCCCUCAACGCCCCUCCCAAACCUCCCCCCGUCCCCAGCUGGAAGCUCGUCCGCCCCAGGAAAGAGGGUAACCCGACCGAUGAGCCCAAAGAAGCCCCUGUGGUGAAGCUGGACCAGUUUGUCGAGGUCUCCAGCCUGUUUCUGAAUUAUAGCCUGGUGGCCAUCCCCACGCCUCCAGAUCUGGAGGAGCAGCAGCAGCAGCAGGGGUCCCAGCUCAGACGGGCGUGCAGCUCCUUGCUGGCGUCCUGCGCCGAGGCGGGGGACGAGGGCGAGGGCGUCCGGGACACGGGCAGCGCGGAGGCCGCGGGGCGUGGCGCGGUUUCGGCGGGCGCCGUGGAUACCGCAGCGGUGACAGCAGAGGACAAGGCGAACCGCGACGGGAUCGCCGACGGUGAGAUCGUCCGUGUGCCUGUUAACGACCGGGAAGUACCCGAAUCGCCGCAGGAGACAGAGAAACCCAAACAAGGCGCGGGAACGACCCCCCCACUGGAGAAGUCCCGGGACGCCUCUGUGCCUGAGAGACCUGUGCUUCGGGAGACCUGGAUCGACUUGGACGAUCUGUGCACGUGUUUCCAGACUCUGAUGAUUUUUCACAAGCCGAACACGUACGCCCAUCAGGCCCAGAAGUCCCACAUGAAGAACGGCGCUAAGACCGCAGCGGGUGGGGCGGCAGGGUUCCCCGGGACGUCCCGGCAGCAGGGCUCCUCGGUCGCGCCUGCUCCAGGGAACGCGCAGGCGGCAGACGAGACGGGCGCUCACUUCCUGUUUGUGGACAGUCUGACGGCCACAGAAAUCUUAACCAGCUUCUCCGCACUGCUGCACUGGGGAGAGACUGCUGAUGAAGAGAAGGACCCCUCGGCGUUUCGCCCGGCGUCCCUGGCGGCCGAGCCGUUCUCGUGGAAGAGUGCCCGCUUCCGCCUGCCCGUCCUGACCGUGCAGACCACCUCCGCCAAAGCGGCCGUGCUCUGCCUCCCCCCCGGGCGGCACGUCCUGCGCUUCUCCCCGAGGGCUCCGCUGGGCUACCACGUCCAUCUGUGCAGCACCACGCCCUUCGUCUUCGGCGACGAGGAGAGCGUCAUGCCACACCUGGACAAGGAGAGCCUGCGGUUCACAGAGCAGGCCGCGGGGAUCCUGCGGGCCCUGGGGAGAGUGGCGAACGCCUUCGCUGAGGAGCGGGAACUUCCGGCGGCCAUGACGGAGCUGGAGUCCGCUCACUGCCCCCCCUCGCUGCGCGCCUCCCCCGGAGUCAAAGGGCACUUUGAGGUGUUUAACGAGGCGCUGCUCCACGCGAUGACCUCAGCGCUGGGGCGGGGGCUCGCCCCGGAGGAGGUGCACGCGCUCCGGGCCCUCACGCGCGACCCCUCCCUGGGGCAGGGAGGGAGGGAGGACACCUGUGCGGGCCCAGCGACAGAAACGCCGGAGACGUGGACCAACAGAGAUCCCACAGAGACGGAGAACAUGGCCGCCACCAUGCUGCAGGCUACCUGGAAAGGCUUUCACACCCGCCAGGUCCAGAACGCCACCAGAGCAGGCACGCAGGAGAAUAUGAAGGUUUCUGAAACGCUGCAGAAGCUGUGGGCAGCUGUGGAACCCAAUGCAGAAAAACACGCCGUGUCUUUGUUAAGAUACAUUUUCUCCAACAGCCCGAAGUCCGCGGAACACUACCCUUGCCACGGCGACGAGGAGACCAGGGUUCCGUUCAAGGACUAUUCCGUGACAUUCCUGGACCAGCCGAGCAAUUCCUGGUUCCUGGUCUUCAGGGAGGUGUUUCAUGUCCCUAAGGACAUGCUGGUGGUGCCCAAGGUCUGCUCUCCGGUUCCUGGCUGCGUGCUGCACGUCAUCGAUAACGACACGGGCGAAGAGGUGCCACGGAUCUUCCAGACGGUGGAGCCUCGCGUGUACAAGCAGAACCAGGGAGGCUACACCUUCGUCGCCGAGGCCCACACCAGAGACGCGCCUGUCCCGGGCGGGCGGUGGAGGCUCCGCCUCAUCGGGUCACAUGACCUCCUGCCCUCCCUCGGCCGGGAGGCUCCGCAGGGCAGCUUCUGCGUCCGAGAGUUUCGGGAUUACUACCUCCCCAACGACAAGAACGUCCUCUGCAGGUUCUCCGUGAAGGUGACGGCGGACCACGUCAGCACCGUCCAGGUCCAGACGUCCAAUCCGGGCGUCUACGUCAGGCUGGCGGUCCUGGACCACGAGCUGGAGGUCGCCGGCGCCUCCGGGAAGGGCAGCGUCGUGAUCCCGGCGUUCCGGUUCUUAUCCGACGGGCGGCCCGGCCCGCCCCCCAGCGACAGCGGCGGCUCCGGCGGCGGCCAGGGAGACGCGGGGCCGACAGCCGCUCCCCCGGGAGGGGGGGCGGGGGAGAGCGGCGACAAGCAGCCCGCGGAGACGGCGGGCCACAAGUACAUCGUCCAGGCCGAGGUGUUGCACAGGAGCUGGCCUCUCGACGCGUCCCAGAAUGCCUUUGUACAGGCGCUCAGAGACGCCGAGCGGAACGACUCCAAAGUUUCCAUGGAGAAGCAGGAGGACACGCCCACGUCCGUCAGCGCGGAGACGCAGAGCGGCGACAGCCAGAAGUGCGCCACGCCCAAGUCCACCCGCAAGGGCAAGGAGAAGGAGAAGGAGAAGGAGAAGGAGAAGCCUGCUGCCAAACCCGGGUCCAGGCAGGAGGCUCAGACCCUGGACGCCGGCAGGCCGCAGUGGGCCCUGCGGCUGGUCUGUGACCAUGGCGACGGCGAGGCGGCGGAGGUGAGGAAGGACACGGAGAGGGCGGACCAGAUCAGGGCCAUACAGCAGGCCUGGGAGAGAGCCGAGCCAGGGAGGGCCGUCAAGGCCAUGCAGGCCCGGCUGCAGUUCAUCAACAAGACCCUGCGCCGCGACGCCGCCGAGCCUGCGGAGGAGGCGGAGCCAGCCGUCGCCACGGCAGCGGAGGAGGGCGAUGAAACGGGCUAUCGCACUCCUGCGGCCCGAUUAUGUGGUGUUUAUUUUGACGUGCGCUGCGUGGGCUCACUCAGGACGCUCCUGAUUUAUCACCGGACGGCCCGUGGAAUCGCCCGUUUUUGUGUUACACGCGACCGUAGAUAAUUCUUGCUCACGUCAGUCCUGGAGAACAGAAGCCUUCCUCCCCCUCCUCCUCCUCCUCCUCGGUAAUAAAUCCCGGUGAGUGUUAGCGGCUCUCGGUGGAGUGGCGGCUCGGUUGCUGCGGUGAGCAGAACUGUCCGCUGGCUCGGGUAACGGGCCGGAUUUGGGCCCGGCUCCUGCCCCCCUGCAGCGAUCUGGAAUCCGGCGUGUCAGCAGAGUCCCCGCGCCCUGAGGAGGAGAUGAGAUAGACCUGGAUAUCCACUGUUUAAUUACACACACACACACUCAGAGAGACAUGCAAUACACACGCACACUGAGGAGGAGAUGAGAUGGAGAUAGACCUGGAUAUCCUCUGUUUAAUUACACACACACACACACAGAGACACACACGCAUACAGAGAGACAUGGAUACACACGCACACAGAGAGAGACAUGCACAUGCGCACACACACAUACAGACAGAAAGACACGCACACACAUACACACACACACAUAUAUAUACCCACACACACACACACAUACAUGCACGCAUGCAAGCACACAUGCGCGCGCACACAUACACACACAACAUCCAAGUGUUCUCGGAGCAGACACAAGCAGCCUUAUGACUGGUGUCUGUGUGAUGGUGAGCAAUCACAGCAGUGUUUGCUAAACGAGAGGAUUUGAAGAUCUCAGAAUAAUUGCACACGCAGGUUCUUCUCAGGAUACAGCCGCACGUCGUACUUGUGGCUGUACCCAGUCGUCCCCUGAUGAGGCCCCGCCUCCACAAGUUCAGCUCAGGUGCAGGAGUUGCGGAGAGGCUGAGCUGAGCUUUCAGAUUUAUAAACCCUCCCCUCUCAUUGGUCAGCCAGGCCUGCCGGGCUUUUGUGACAUCACAAACAGCCCCGAGACCUGAACUCUAUUAAGUAGAACACGCGAGAUGCGUACACGAGGCCAUUUCCUGAACGGAAAACCGGGCCCUGAGGUCCUUUCUGAUUGGCUGGGUGAAAAGGGCUUGGGUUUAAUUCUAGAAUAUAGCUAAUUGGCCCUUUCGCCUGCGUUCGAGGUUUGGGAUGUAAAGGAUUUUAAUGGGCCGGGCACAGACUAGUGCACUCAGAAAAUUUGGCAGAUCGUCAGGGUGUGCAGUGAACAGCUGUGUGUGCUGUGUUUUUAUUGGAUAAUGAUGUUUUUCUCCGCUG
Messenger RNA from Anguilla rostrata (American eel), 5705 nucleotides. RefSeq names its product androglobin (gene adgb). NCBI's taxonomy places the organism in Eukaryota, Metazoa, Chordata, Actinopteri, Anguilliformes, Anguillidae. The transcript is spliced from 34 exons. The record is from RefSeq and is a predicted model, not a curated record. The coding region runs from base 145 to 4530 and encodes 1461 amino acids. Gene Ontology annotation, molecular function: calcium-dependent cysteine-type endopeptidase activity; heme binding; oxygen binding. Gene Ontology annotation, biological process: proteolysis.